Lachnellula hyalina is the source of this 2829-nucleotide messenger RNA. RefSeq names its product Protein argonaute (gene ago1). Gene Ontology annotation, molecular function: RNA binding; protein binding. Bases 1 to 2829 code for a protein of 942 amino acids. NCBI's taxonomy places the organism in Eukaryota, Fungi, Ascomycota, Leotiomycetes, Helotiales, Lachnaceae. The transcript is spliced from 12 exons. The record is from RefSeq and is a predicted model, not a curated record.
AUGGACGCCGGCGACUUCAGACUCGUCAUUGAAAAGGCUGACACGUCGCACAAGUUUGAGAGUCCCCUUCCCGACCGUCCUGGUUUCAAUACCGUCGGAAAGGCCAUCCAAAUCCGCGUCAAUCAAUUCAAAGUCACUGAAUACCCGACUCGAAGUAUCUACCAAUAUGACAUCCAGUUUGGCAAUGGUUUGGAAGCCAAAGGCAAGGUCAUGGCCGCUUGGAGAUCCAAAGCUGUUCAGGGCGAAUUGAAGAAAGUUCACGUUGGACCCUGGCUCUGGGAUGGAAAUAAGAUUGCUUGGUCUUGUGCCAAUGUUCAGGAGCUUCGCAUCACGGUUGAUUUCGACAAGGAGAAAGAACCCCCUCGCGCUCCACGUCCAAUUCCUGACACAUGUCGGGUUGUCAUCAAACAAACUAAGCUUCUUAAUCUGGCCGUCAUUUCUGCGUAUCUCGCGAAGAGGAUGCCUUUUGACACUUCCGUCUUGGAGGGAAUUAACUUCUUUGAUCAUCUUAUUCGUGCUAUGCCGUCUGAGCACUAUCAUACCCAGAAGCGCAGCUUUUUCAGCAAGGGUACCGCUCAAGUCCUCCUUGACAAUGUCAUCGUUGCCCAGAAGGGUGUGUACUCGUCCAUUCGUCUUUGCAGUCCUGUCCCAUCAAAUGGAGGCGCUGGUACCGGUCUUGCUGUUAACGUUGAUGUUGCCAAUGGAACAUUCUGGACCGUCCAGGAUCUUCAUCAAGCCGCCCGAAACUACUGCAAGUCCAAGAAUCGCAGCCUUGACUGGCAAGUUUUCAGCAAUCUUGUGAAGCCCGUCAAUUCAGGAAAUGGUCUCACCAUGUCAGAGGAGUUCAAGGAGCUUCGCAAGAUGUGCAAGCUGAAGUUCACCGUUAAGCACCGUACCAAGAAUACUGCUCUUCAGAAGAAGGCUUACAGCAUUAAGAGAUUUGUCUUCAAUGCAAGUUAUGGUGCUGCUGGUGGCAAUGCCAAGGCAGUCUCGUUUCCCUUGAAGCAAAAGAAUGCGGCCGGUGUCGUUACAAAUACCGUUGACAUCUCAGUCUAUGACUUCUUUAAGCAGCAUUACGGGAUCCACCUCCAGUACUGGUAUCUCCCUCUCAUUGAGACCGAGAGAGACGGCUACUUCCCUAUGGAGGUCUGCACUCUUGUUGCCAAUCAAAAAUACGUGUAUAAGCUUAGCCCUGACCAGACUGCUGCGAUGAUCAAGUUUGCAGUCACUCGACCAAAGCAGCGGAUUGAGUCUAUUCAGCAUGGUGUUGGGAUGCUCAAGUGGCACCAAGAUCCAUAUCUCCAAUACUUUGGCAUGAAGGUCGAUCCAAACAUGACAGUUACCAAUGCUCGCCUCCUCCAGAAUCCCGAGAUUGCAUACCAAGGCGCCAAAGUCAACCCUGGCACUUCAGGCCGUUGGGAUCUUCGUGGAAAGAAGUUCUUAUUUGCCAACCCUCAACCUCUUGUAUCUUGGGGCGUUAUGAUCGUAGGACAUGAUACUGUUGAUGAGCCAACUGUCCGCAAUUUCCUCAGCGUCUUUAUGCAGACUUACACAGGCCAUGGCGGUAAGAUCCAGAACCGAAACCCUGCCAUCUUCACCCAACCGCGCAAUUCAGAUAUUGGUGAGGCAGUUGCGCAGGGCCGACAAUUCAUUGGAAAUGCAGCUGGUGGUAUGCCCCAAAUCAUGCUUUUCAUCCUCCCUGGCCGCGACUCUUUUAUGUACGAGCGCCUAAAGAGGAGUAUGGAGUGUCGCUUUGCUAUGGUCUCACAGAUGAUGAAUAUCGCUCAUGUCAGAAAGGCUCAGCCUCAAUACUGCUCCAACGUCUGCAUGAAGCUCAACUCUAAGCUUGGAGGAACUACUUGCAAGAUUAUCAGUGGCCCUAGCCCAACUACACCAGCUUUCACUCGUCCAACCAUGAUUAUUGGUGCCGAUGUCUCUCACCCCUCCCCAGGCAGUCUGCAAGCUUCCAUGGCUGCUAUGACGAUGUCUUUUGACAGUAUUGCUUGUCGCUAUGCUGCUGCUGUUGAGACUAAUGGACAUCGUGUGGAGAUGAUCAGUGAGACUAAUAUUAACAAUUUCUUUGGCUUCUUAUUCCCUGAAUGGGUCAAGCAAGUUGGCAAUGGUCGACUCCCCCAACACAUCUACUACUUCCGUGAUGGUGUUUCAGAGGGUCAGUAUGCUCAUGUCCUUGACCAGGAAGUCGCUAUGAUGAAGGCAUUCAUUGAGAAGAAAUAUCCUGGCUCAAUGCAAAACAUCCGCUUCACCAUCACUGUUUGUUCGAAGCGCCACCAUAUCCGUUUCUUCCCUCGGGAUGGCGAUCGAAAUGCUGCUGAUAAUAAUGCCAACUCUCUUCCGGGUACAUUAGUUGAGCGCGAUGUCACCCAUCCAUUUGAGUACGACUUCUAUCUGUCCUCUCACUCUGCUAUCCAGGGCACUGCCCGUCCAACCCAUUACCACGUGCUCAAGGAUGAGGCCAAGAUGCCACCAAAUGAGUUCCGGGCCAUGAUCUACAAGCACUGUUACCAGUACCAGAGAUCUACUACCCCUGUCUCGCUUUUCCCUGCCGUCUACUAUGCUCAUUUGGCUAGCAACCGCGCUCGUGCUCAUGAGGGUAAACCAGCCUCCGAGGGCCCUCGUGGUGGUCAAAAGUUCGAGGAGCUGCAACAAGAUGAUGCCGUACGUCGUGCUAAAGGCCAAUCAACUAUUGGUGGAAGCUCUCGUAGCGGCGACAAAGGAUCUGAGGCUCGUCCUCUUCUUCCUAUGGGAGAGCUUGAGGGUGCAGACCGUGAUCGUGUCACUCGUCUCCGCACUGGCAUGUGGUAUAUUUAA